This is a messenger RNA of Dendrobium catenatum, 798 nucleotides long. Its product is annotated as 36.4 kDa proline-rich protein. The transcript has a single exon. The coding region runs from base 41 to 562 and encodes 173 amino acids. Lineage: Eukaryota; Viridiplantae; Streptophyta; Magnoliopsida; Asparagales; Orchidaceae. The record is from RefSeq and is a predicted model, not a curated record.
CAAUUUCCAGUGGUAGCCAUUGUUCUCAUCUUCAAAAAGAAUGGCGAAGAUAACACGAGCAACGCCAUUGCUUAUCUUAGCAGUGCUAUCCUCCCUUCUCCUCUGUUCAGCCUGCCCAACCUGCCCUUAUCCGGUUCCUUCAACUCCACCACCAAAACAUCAUCCCCCGCCGCCGCCGCCGCCGAUCCAUCCUCCCCCUCCUCCACCAAAGCCCUCACCGCCGCCGCCACAGCAAACCCCCUGCCCGCCGCCACCGAAGCCAACCCCAUCACCACCGAAGCCAAGCCCGCCGCCGCAGUCCACGUGUCCCAUCGACGUGCUGAAGCUGGACGCAUGUGUGGACGUGCUUAGCGGGCUUAUCCACAUAGGCAUCGGGCCGUCUGCCGGCGAAGCUUGCUGCCCGGUGGUGAAAGGGCUGGCCGGGCUGGACGCGGCUCUGUGCCUUUGUACGGCCAUAAAGCUCAACCUUUUGAGCAUCAGCUUACUAAUCCCACUGGCUCUCGAGGUUCUCGUUGACAACUGCGGCAAGUAUGUGCCGGCUGAUUUCCAGUGCCCGGCUUAAUUAAACCCGACCGAUCGGCCCGGCCCGGCCGCUGCUGCUAAUUUGAACCGUUUGUGCUUAGUGAGUAGUGAGUAGUGACUAGUCACCAAUGAGUGACUUUUAAGAGAGAGGUAAUUAGUCCAUAAGAUAUGGAUGGAAAUGAAUUUGCUUCUGCUUUAAAUUGUUGCUUGGAGUGUAAUAAUAAAAUGUAAUAAAUCGUGCAUCAUAAAUGUGUGAUUUCUAAGAUUUUGAGCUCA